Chroicocephalus ridibundus (black-headed gull) is the source of this 5408-nucleotide messenger RNA. RefSeq names its product glycerol-3-phosphate dehydrogenase 2 (gene GPD2). The record is from RefSeq and is a predicted model, not a curated record. Gene Ontology annotation, molecular function: calcium ion binding; glycerol-3-phosphate dehydrogenase (quinone) activity. Gene Ontology annotation, cellular component: mitochondrion; glycerol-3-phosphate dehydrogenase (FAD) complex. The coding region runs from base 233 to 2416 and encodes 727 amino acids. The transcript has 17 exons. Gene Ontology annotation, biological process: glycerol-3-phosphate metabolic process. Lineage: Eukaryota; Metazoa; Chordata; Aves; Charadriiformes; Laridae.
UCGGAGGGCGGGAACAGGCCGCAGCGGCGGGGCCUAGCGCGGCUUCCCCUUCCUGAGGAGAACCGUCCCGCCCUCGGCGGCCCUGCCGGCUGGCUGAGGCGGCGGGCAGGGCGGGGAGGCUGAGGCGGAGCGGGGAGAGGGAGGUGCCGGAGGGAGCCGGCCGGCCGCUUGCCCUCCCUCCAUCUCCACCCGCCGUGAGGGACGCGGGCUCGGCCGGGCUGCUGGAUAAAAAAUGGCAUUUCAGAAGGCAGUGAAAGGAACUGCUCUCAUUGGAGGAGGUGCCAUAGCAACAGUUUUUGGCCUCUCUCAAUUUUCUCAGUAUAGAAACAAACACGGUACCUUUGUGCAUGCUCAAGCUGCAGAAGCUGUGACUGUUCCAAUAAAGAACGAUUUCCCCACAAGAGAACAACAAAUUCUGGCACUGAAAACCACAAGUGAAUUUGAUGUCCUUGUUAUAGGCGGAGGAGCAACAGGAUGUGGCUGUGCUUUAGACGCAGUCACUAGAGGACUAAAAACAGCCCUUCUAGAAAGAGAUGAUUUCUCAUCAGGGACCAGCAGCAGGAGUACUAAAUUGAUCCAUGGUGGAGUGAGAUAUCUUCAGAAGGCCAUCAUGAAGUUGGAUUUUGAGCAGUACAAGAUGGUGAAAGAAGCACUUGAGGAGCGUGCAAAUCUGCUUGAAAUUGCUCCUCACCUCUCAGCUCCUUUGCCAAUAAUGCUGCCUGUUUACAAAUGGUGGCAGUUGCCAUACUACUGGUUUGGAAUAAAACUAUAUGACAUGGUGGCUGGAAGUCAAUGCCUGAAAAGUAGUUAUGUCCUCAGCAAGUCGAGAGCCUUGGAGCUCUUUCCAAUGCUACGCAAAGACGAGCUGGUUGGAGCGAUUGUCUAUUAUGACGGACAGCACAACGACGCCCGGAUGAACCUCGCCAUCGCCCUCACUGCUGCCAGGUACGGCGCUGCCACCGCCAAUUACGCUGAAGUGCUGCGCCUGCUCAAGACGACAGACCCGGCCAGCGGGAAGCAGCGCGUGUGCGGGGUGCGCUGCAGGGAUGUCCUAACAGGGCAGGAAUUUGAUGUCAAAGCCAAGUGUGUUAUCAAUGCUACGGGACCUUUCACAGACUCUGUGCGCAAAAUGGAUGAUCAGGAAGUACCAAACAUCUGUCAGCCAAGCGCAGGCGUGCAUAUUGUGAUGCCUGGUUAUUACAGCCCUGAUAACAUGGGUCUGCUCGACCCAGCCACCAGCGACGGUAGAGUGAUUUUCUUCCUGCCGUGGGAGAAGAUGACUAUCGCAGGGACCACAGACAGCCCGACUGAUGUUACUUCCCAUCCCAUACCAACAGAAGAAGAUAUAAACUUCAUUUUGAAUGAAGUGCGCAACUACCUUAGUGUUGACGUUGAAGUGAGAAGAGGAGAUGUGUUGGCAGCGUGGAGUGGCAUUCGUCCUCUGGUCACAGACCCCAACUCCAAAGACACGCAGUCGAUAUCCCGGAAUCAUGUCGUUACCAUUAGCGACAGUGGCCUCGUCACAAUAGCAGGUGGGAAGUGGACAACCUACCGUGCCAUGGCGCAGGACACCAUCGAUGCAGCUAUUCAGGCGCAUGAUCUGAAGGCAGGUUCCAGUAAAACUGUUGGGCUGCAGCUCCAAGGGGCUGAGGACUGGAGUCCCACACUCUACAUUAGGCUGGUCCAAGACUAUGGACUUGAAAGUGAGGUGGCUCAGCAUCUAGCUUCCACAUAUGGUGACAAGGCUUUUGAGGUGGCCAAAAUAGCCCAGGUUACCGGAAAGAGAUGGCCCAUUGUUGGAAAGCGUCUUGUGUCUGAGUUUCCUUAUAUUGAAGCUGAGGUUGUCUAUGGUGUUAAAGAGUACGCCCGCACAGCAGUGGAUAUGAUUUCCCGACGUACUCGCUUGGCCUUUCUGAAUGUGCAGGCUGCGGAGGAAGCCCUGCCAAGAAUCGUAGAUAUAAUGGCGAAAGAACUUAACUGGAGUGAGCAGAAAAAAAAGGAAGAAUUUGAAGCUGCUAAAAGAUUUCUCUAUUAUGAAAUGGGCUACAAAGUAAAAUCAGAUCAAUUAACAGACAGCUCUGAAAUCAGUCUAGUGCCUUCAGAUAUUGAAAGGUACAAGAAGCGAUUCCACAUGUUUGACAAGGACAAGAAAGGGUUUAUUACUAUACUGGAUGUGCAGCGUGUCUUGGAGAGCAUCAGUGUGCAAAUUGCUGAAAAUACACUUCAUGAUAUUCUAAACGAAGUGGAUCUGAACAAAAAUGGACAGGUUGAGCUCAAUGAGUUUUUGCAGCUGAUGAGCGCCAUUCAGAAGGGGCACGUGUCGGGGAGCCGGCUGGCGGUGCUGAUGAAGACUGCGGAGGAGAACCUGCGCCAGAGGGGGGUGAUCUCGGUGGACCGCAGCGGCGGGGGGCUGUGAGCUCAAGCACAAGCUCUGCUGGCGGACACCCGGCUGCCUCCCUGCUGCAAAACAUUCCAGUGCUCCUGAGUGUCCUCGCUUGGUCAAGGCGACCAGUGUCUGUCCAGUGGUGUAGCUCUUACAAAAAUCCAUCGGUGCAUUUGUUUUCACUAUUAACGGUUUUCUGUACAGCUCUCAAUACUCCAGUCGUGGCCUUUUGGAUUGGGUGUUCUUUAGGCACAGGGGUUUAUUAACAGGAGGUCAGGAACAUGGUCUAGAAAGAAGUGGGUGCACACACAAGCACGUGUGCGCGUCCUGCCGCCUUCCUUACCUUUUCUGUCACCCUUACCUUCAGAGAAAACUGCUCAGAGGGUGAAUCCCGCCUUUAAAUGCGUUGCAGCAAGUUUUGCAAAUGUGCAUUUAGUGUUUCAAAGCUGCUGAUCCGUCCCCUGCGACAAAGAGCAAGAGAGGGGAGGCCGAUGUCCUGGGUUGGGGACAGUGUCGCACGGGGCUGCCACUUCCCGAGGUGGCGACGACGGGAAGAGCUGGCUGGGCUCGCUCUCUGGAGCGCCCUGUCAUUGCAGUGCUACCAGGGCUUGGCCGGGCAAAAAUAGCAGCAGCGUGAGGCGGGAGAACUGCAAGACAUCUUGAUUAAUCACCCGAGCCGCUAAUUUGGUUAAAAGCUAGGGGACAGCUUUCCUUGCUCCCGUAUUAAUAAAAGUAAGCUUCCUUUAAUAAAUAGCGUUGUCUAGCAGGUGGUGUUUUAUGCUGUAAAGUGCUUCAUACUGUUUCCAGUUUUGGACAAAACCACUGAUGAUAGGUAGAAUAUGGCAGGAUUUGAUAGCAUAAGUCUUAAUUGUUUAUUUCAAAAUUCUCAAACACAAAGUGAAACAAUGAAAUUCGGUUUGCAUUCCACUAACUUUUCUAGAAAAGUGAAAGGGCUAUUUUUCAGCAGAUUAAUGAAAAAAAAAAUUUUUUUAAAAAAAAAAAAGGACCACUUGAGCUGUUUUCGUGGAUCUGGCUGUUUGCCUUUCUGCCGUCGGAUUGCCUGGGUUCCAGGUCAGAGGGAAGAUUUCUGCCUAACGUAGAACAAGGAGGGGGAAAGCAUGAGAAUGCUCUAUUGAUUAAUUUGUCGUUCUGUUAUAGUCUUUGAGCAUAAAUACCAAUUUACAACUCAAAACAAGCUGCAGUCCAAGGUGUCAGAAUUUCUACUUGUGUAAAAUCUGAUAGAUUUUAACCGCUGUCGCCACUUUCACUAAUGGAAAAUACCGGAACAGUAAUGAACAGGAAAGAUUACUUUGGUAUUUUAAAAGGGAAAAUGAUUACAUACACGAAACGGAGAUGCUGAGGGGUGUUAGUGUGUAGCAUAGGAAGUACAGAUGUUGUGUUUGGCUGGAGAGGCAGAGUCCUUUAAAAAAAAAAAAUUAAAAAUUCAGGUGUUUACAAAUAGCGGAUACAAAAAAGAAAGGGGGGGGAGGGGGCAAGCCUCAUUUAAAGUUCAGUAAAUGGUUGUAUUUCCGUCAGUGCAAACAAUGGGUGAAAUCUGAAGGGUAGGAGGCGGUCUCGGGUAAAAUGCCUUUCAGAUGGUUUCUGCAUGUUCAGGGGUUCUUUCGGCGCUGCCUUGUACCCAGACGCAGAUACGGGGGGGGUUACGGCUUUUUGCUGGGAGCCGUGUGCCAGCGAGGCACAGUCCGUGCGAGCGAGGAGCUGGCACGUUUGACAACCCAAGAAUUUAUGUAUGAACAAAGGGGUUUGUUUCUCCGGUCUGGUAAAGUUUUCCUUUUGAAAUGUGUUCGGGUAUAUUCCAGUAAAUUAUGUGAAUGUUUGGCACAACUUCAUAUUUCCAAAGCCCUUUCCAAAUAAGAGCACAAUAACAGGUUUUACAUACAGUGCAGAACUGGGGGGAAAUGAAUGUACAAUACACAGGUUAUUCUGGUUCAGUGAGCAAGGGAAGGAGGGAAGGGGGUUAGGAUUCUACCGAUAACAAUAAUUUAAGGAAAAUAAAAAGAAAAUAAGAAUAAUGAGACCUUUUCCAGGCCACAUAAAGAAAAAUAUUUACAAUGUUUAACAUCUUUUCUAUGGUUUAAAGAAAAAUUCUUCUCCACUUCCCAAUAAAUGGCACUGUUAAGAAUUAAUAAUAUGAGUUACCUGUAAAGCCAGGAUUUCCUGCUUUGUACCCAAAGUGUACUCUGUGUUCUCUUGUUUCAGUAAUAGUGCGUACAGAACGUGACUUUGGGAUUGUCUUGGCUGUGUGUGUGUCUCCGAUAGGAAUUUGCUUUGCAUCUUCGGCACUUCACUGUCGUGCUUCUCUGCUCCUUUGUACGGCACAGCCAGGGCUCCCGCGGCUGCCCUGGGUGACAGGAGAAGGUUGCAUGUGUGGCUGAAAACUGCUGAAUCUCUACAGGAGAAAACCUAGAAGUAUUUAUUUAUCACCUCGCAUUUGUUUCCAGGAGUGGUGGCUUUGUGCUUUGGUUUUUUUCGUGUGAAUGUACUGUAGAAAGAGUUGUGAAAUGUCACUGUCUUGCAUUGUUCUCAUCUAGGUGGAGAAACAGUAAAGUGGUUUUUUUUUUUCCUUUUCUUUUCUUUUUCCUUUUUCUUUUUUUUUUUUUUUGAGGUGGGAGUUGGAUUUCUGGAUGGGGAGGGGGUUUAUUUUGUGUUUUAAAUAAAGCGCACGCCUGGGAGGGGGUGUGCGCCUGUACGUGCCGUGUGUUUAUACAGGGGUGUGUAUAAGAUAGGUGUGGGUGUGCGCACACACAGACCCGCAGCGCGUUUCACACGGGGCGCUCCGGCGUUUGGUUCGGUUACUGCUGUAGACUGAACUGGUAAAUACUGUGUUUGAGGCUGGGUUGUCAUUUUUAUAACUGUCUUGGUGUUUUACUGCCGUUAUUUAUUACUUUUGAUAUACAGAAUGAGCCGCAUGCAUUUAUAGAGCAAUAAGAGGAUGUAUUUAAUGUGCCUUGUUUUUAACUGAGUAAGGACUGAAAGCAUGAAUCAAUAAAACUGAUUAAAAACA